Messenger RNA from Triticum aestivum (bread wheat), 662 nucleotides. Its product is annotated as histone H3.2. Gene Ontology annotation, molecular function: protein heterodimerization activity; DNA binding; structural constituent of chromatin. Gene Ontology annotation, cellular component: nucleosome. The transcript has a single exon. NCBI's taxonomy places the organism in Eukaryota, Viridiplantae, Streptophyta, Magnoliopsida, Poales, Poaceae. Bases 82 to 492 code for a protein of 136 amino acids. The record is from RefSeq and is a predicted model, not a curated record.
CAUCCCCCUUCUUCUUCCUCGCUCCAGUUCCCCAAACCUCCCAGCGCUCCUCCCUCCUCAGCCUCCCGGCGCAUCUCCGGCAUGGCCCGCACCAAGCAGACGGCGAGGAAGUCCACCGGCGGCAAGGCGCCGAGGAAGCAGCUGGCCACCAAGGCCGCGCGCAAGUCCGCCCCGGCCACCGGCGGCGUGAAGAAGCCCCACCGCUUUCGCCCCGGCACCGUUGCGCUCCGGGAGAUCCGCAAGUACCAGAAGAGCACGGAGCUGCUCAUCCGCAAGCUCCCCUUCCAGCGCCUCGUCCGCGAGAUCGCCCACGACUUCAAGACCGACCUCCGCUUCCAGUCCUCCGCCGUCUCCGCCCUGCAGGAGGCCGCCGAGGCCUACCUCGUCGGGCUCUUUGAGGACACCAACCUCUGCGCCAUCCACGCCAAGCGCGUCACCAUCAUGCCCAAGGACAUCCAGCUCGCCCGCCGCAUCCGUGGCGAGAGGGCCUAGGCUGCAACCCAUGCUUGGCGUGUUAGAUCCCUAAUAGGCAUCGGUGGAAAUCUGUGUGCUACUAGUGUUUCAGAAUGUGUCUGUGUUGUUCUUGUCAUGUGUCUAAUCUGAUGGUACCCUCUUGUUGCCAUCAGCAAUGGAAAUGAAAAUGUUGGCUUCCUGUUCGCAUU